GCUUAUCUUUAGGUAAAAAAGAGGAUAAAUUGGGUAUUCGUGCAUCAUCAACUUGCUCCCUGAUCUUUGAAGAUUGUCAAGUGCCUAAAGAUAGCAUGUUAGGGAAACCAGGAAUGGGUUUCAAGAUAGCAAUGAUGACUCUUGACUCUGGAAGAAUUGGUAUUGCUGCUCAAGCUUUGGGUAUUGCACAAGCCUCACUAGAUGUAGCUGUAGAUUAUGCUACAAAACGUGAAGCAUUUGGUGCACCUCUUACAAAAUUGCAGGCUAUUCAGUUCAAACUUGCUGAUAUGGCCCUCCAACUUGAAUCUGCACGUCUCCUUACAUGGCGAGCUGCUUUUCUGAAAGAUAACAAUAAGCCAUUCACCAAGGAAGCUGCUAUGGCCAAGUUAGCUGCAUCUGAGGCGGCUACUUUCUGUGCCCACCAGUCAAUUCAAAUUUUGGGGGGAAUGGGUUAUGUUAGUGAUAUGCCUGCAGAGCGUCAUUAUCGCGAUGCCCGAAUUACAGAAAUUUAUGAAGGAACUUCUGAGAUUCAACGCCUUGUAAUUGCUGGUAACCUGAUCAAGGAGUACAAUGUUUGAAUGAUGUUCUCCAAGACAUUACAUUCUUACUUUCUAUGGUUUCUUGAAAUUACUUCACUAACAAAUGUCCCUAUAAAGACUUCAUCUAAAACGAGGCAAAGAGAAGGGUGUCUUAUAAAUACUAUUUUUUAUUUUACCUACUUUACUUGCUUACUUUCAUUUAGGGAGUUGUUGCAAGUGUAUCAAAAUGCCAAUUUUAAAUGUGCUCUAUGUUUUUUCUAUUUCUGAGGCUAUGUGAAAAUGCUAUUUUUUACUGUAUAUUUUGAAAAAUGUAACAGGUUUCGUACUCCUUUAUUUUACCAAUUGUUAAUUUGUAUUUAUAUUUUUAUAACAGUUGUUAACAAACAGCAUGAAUUGUCAUAAUUUACUUUACAGUUUUAUCAUUAUUUUUUUUGCCAAUCACAAUAUGUUAAAUAUUUUAAGGUAGAUUUGUUAAUGUGGUGAACCAAAUCACAGUAUUUUAUGUGUAUGCUCUCCUUUUGCAAGUCUGAAAUUAUGGUAGAAGUCAUGUAUGGUGUGUUGUGGUGAAGACUAUAAGAGUUUUAAGAGCAGGCUUAUUUUUUUUAAGCAGAACAAAAUGUACCUGAUAUAGAGAGAGGCCAAAACCAAACAUAUUUUCUUUUAAAUAAAAAGAAUAUCUGAGUGUGUAA
This is a messenger RNA of Frankliniella occidentalis (western flower thrips), 1228 nucleotides long. RefSeq names its product short-chain specific acyl-CoA dehydrogenase, mitochondrial-like. Gene Ontology annotation, biological process: fatty acid beta-oxidation using acyl-CoA dehydrogenase; butyrate catabolic process. The record is from RefSeq and is a predicted model, not a curated record. Gene Ontology annotation, molecular function: flavin adenine dinucleotide binding. NCBI's taxonomy places the organism in Eukaryota, Metazoa, Arthropoda, Insecta, Thysanoptera, Thripidae. Gene Ontology annotation, cellular component: mitochondrion.